UCCUCCCAAUAGGAAGGGCGCAUCCCGGAUAGCUAGCUGGCUAGCUGUACUCAACAUAACCAUGGCAGUUAACCUCAGCAAAAAUGGCCCUGCAUUAACAGCUGCAUAUAAGGAAGUGGUAGAUGAAAAGUCCAACACAAACUGGGCCUUGUUCACCUAUGAGGGAAACAGCAAUGAUAUCCGCUUGGCCGAAAAGGGUGAUGGAGGACUGGAGGAGCUGUUUGAGGAGCUGAACAGUGGGAAAGUGAUGUACGCUUUCUGCCGGGUCCAGGAUCCAAAUUCCGGCCUGCCUAAAUAUGUCCUCAUCAACUGGACUGGAGAGGGAGUGAAGGAUGCCAGGAAAGGAUUAUGUGCAAAUCAUGUCCACUCCAUGGGGAAUUUCCUGAAGGGGGCCCACGUCACAAUAAACGCCAGAGCAGAGGAGGAUGUGGAACCUGAGGUGAUCAUGCAAAAAGUGGCCAAAGCCUCCGGGGCCAACUACAGUUUCCACAAAGAAACCCCCAGCCGCUUCCAGGACAGUGGUCCCCAGGGUCCUGUGGGCUCAGUGUACCAGAAGACCAACGCUGUGUCGGAAAUCCGAAAGACCAAUAAAGACAACUUCUGGGCACAGGCAGAGAAAGAUGAGGAGAGACGUCGCCAGGAAGAGCGACGCAAGACAGAUGAGGAGCGCCAGCAGCUGGAGAGAGAGAGGAAAGACAGAGAGGCCAAGGAGGCAGCACAGCGGGACAAAAGGGACAAGGAGAGGGCCGUUCAAAUCGAGCAACAAAAGAAGUACCAGCAGCAGCAGGAUGACGAGCCUAAACAGGAGAAACCAAAUAGGGAAGAGCAGGAGGAGAACCAGGCAGCCCAGAGGAAAGCAGUCAAGCGAGGUGAAUCUGUGGAAAAGGCUAAUGAGGCUGCUUCUCUCAUCUCUCAGCGUGCUAUGAACCCCAGAGACAUGUUCAAGCAGAGAGAGAAAGGUAUAACUCCCAGUGUCCCGGACGUCCCCGCUGCAGCUCCCGCUAGCCCACAGCCAGGGCGUCUGCAAAGCCCUUUUCUGUCUAAGCCAGUGUAUGAAACUGAGCGAGCCAGCUCACCUCAACGCCAAGCUUCUCCUGUGCCUGCAGGCUCCGCCUCUCCUGUCCGCGCCACAGAGCCAGAUGCUGAUGAUGGGCAGUCCAGGUGUGAGUAUGAUGAGCAGGAGGCAGCUCCCCAGGAACAGUGGAAAGAGGAGACACCAGCUGCCAACUCCUACGUCCAGGAACCAGCUUAUGAAGAGCCCGCUCAGGUGGAGGAGAAUAACACUUAUGAGGUGCCUGCUGAGGAGACACCAGACAGAGGCACCUGUGCCAGGGCUUUAUAUGACUACCAGGCUGCUGACGAUACAGAGAUCUCAUUCGACCCCGACAACAUCAUCACUGGGAUUGAGAUGAUAGACGAGGGCUGGUGGCGAGGGUAUGGCCCAGACGGUCAUUUUGGAAUGUUCCCAGCCAAUUACGUCGAGCUCAUGUAGCCCGGCACACUUUCCCGAGAUCACCACACUGGCAGCCACAGAGGACCUCAGCAGUAAAAACGACACACAACACGCCUCAGUCGUCACACUCAAGUGAUCGGGCUGAAAACGGAGCAAACGAUCCUCCACUUCAUGGACCAAUGAACGGCUGGUAAUCGCGGGCCAGAAGCUUUUGAAGUCUAUCCUCAUUUCAAAAAAUCAAUUCCAUUAAAACGUUGAUGUUGUAAGCAGUUGAUGGCAUAGUUUAGGGAUUUGUGGAAAAAAAAACCCUAGGCUAAUGAAUACUUUCCCUCAUGAAAUCUCCUUACCUUUUUAAAUGUGAUACAGUACAAAAUCAACCUUUGUUAAUGUUAAAUUCAAUUGUACGCAUUAAUAGCACUUCUAGUUCACAUUCCUUACAAAGUGACUUCAGUUCUAUUUCAGGUAUAAUUUCAUUGUUACUUAUUGUAGCAAUUGCGCCUGUGCAUUUCAGGAAAAAAAAAAAUCAAAGAUAAUGGUACCAGCUACAGUAUAAUCUUUUGCCUUGUUUUUGCCUUUCUUUACCGGAGGACUGAACUUUCCUUUUUUCCUUUUUAAAAAAAAAAAAUGUGAUUGAACUUGCAUCCUGUGUGAAUUUCAAACUAUGUUUUAGUACUGAUCUGACUGUGGUUGAAGUGAACAUUUUCUCUGCUCUGAGUGGUUGACUUUAGUGAAAAUACAUAAAAUGGUUAAAUUUACCUUUUACUGUGAGUAUAAAAUGGUUGCUUUCAUUUUUUUGCCCCUCCCCACAAUUCCUUCCUCAUCUGGACCAAAUCAUUUUAACAUAUUUAACUUUUCAGGGACAAGCUGAAGAGAGGCAAACAUAAACAUAAUUUUUCUUUCUUUUUUUUGUUCUUUUUUUUUUUGGAUCUCGCUGGUCUGAGGUUGAGUUUGAGUGCAUAACAGAUCUCUAAUAUGUGAUAUCAUGGUGCCAUAAGAAGCGCUUGGUGACAUUUUACUUUAACAUUUGGACUAUUUGACAGCAGACAUUAUGCAAGUUCACUAUUUUUUAUCUGGGAAUACCAUUCUUGCUUUUUAAAGCGUUGUGGUCAGUUGACAAAAAGGAAAUAAAAAAAUAUGAAUUGAUCAUGAAUAGAAAAGGGCAUCAUGUAUCCACUGCAUUAUUCAUGUUUGUUUUUCCAGAGUAUAUUGUAAUGCACAGACAUUCUUCAUAAUAAAAGAAAUAAACAAG
Messenger RNA from Scomber scombrus (Atlantic mackerel), 2702 nucleotides. It is a transcript of the gene dbnlb, whose product is annotated as drebrin-like b. Gene Ontology annotation, molecular function: actin filament binding. Gene Ontology annotation, cellular component: postsynaptic density; dendrite; plasma membrane. The record is from RefSeq and is a predicted model, not a curated record. Gene Ontology annotation, biological process: regulation of actin filament polymerization; positive regulation of axon extension; positive regulation of dendritic spine morphogenesis. The transcript has 15 exons. The coding region runs from base 62 to 1492 and encodes 476 amino acids. NCBI's taxonomy places the organism in Eukaryota, Metazoa, Chordata, Actinopteri, Scombriformes, Scombridae.